GCGCAGGGAGCUCAGGCAAGGGAAUGCAUGGGCUAUGUGAUCUUCAUUGGGCUCGAUUGGUCGCGCUUUAGAUCACAAGCUACAUUCAUGAGCCACGUGGACCGUGACUAUGCCACGUGGAUGUCAUACGUGGCAGUGUUUAAAUCUUUUUGGCGGGAUGGGCAAGACGGCUGGGCGCUUGCUUGCUUCUGUGAUGCGCCUGAUGUCUCUAUCGUGCUCAAGGGGCAGAGCCUGCCUUUCAUGGGAAGUGACAACUAUCUGAUUAAUUCUCUCGUCAGGCCGAGGGAAGGAAUCCCCGCUCAGUUCCAGGUGUUGCUGCUCCCCAGAUUCAAAUGGCAAUCGCAGGAAUUAUACAACAUCAAUGCUCGUGGAGAUAACGUUCCCUUGGAUGGAGCUCAGUCCCUGCUGCUCCCCAGCUUCAAAUGGCAAUCACAGGAAUUCUCCAACAUCAAUGCUCGUGGAGAUGACGUUCCGUUGGAUGGAGCUCAGUUCUUGCUGCUCCUCAGCUUCAAAUGGCAAUCACAGAAAUUCUACAACAUCAGUGCUUGUAUACUCGGAGGUAAUGUUCCCUUGGGUGGAACUCGAGCUGCUACAAGCAUUGUUCAAGAGUCGCUCAUCAUUGGCUCGACUGUAAUGGUUUUACCGGCCUUUCAUCUUGUGAGUGCCAAUCAUAAGGGGAAAACUCGGGCCGACAAGAUUGCUUGCUUUGAGAUCGAGAGCUGCACUGGUGAAGUGAGUUUUUCAAUGGAACUCUCAAGCCUUGUGAGCAUACAUCCAAUUGGCUGCUGCCCCCACAAAGGAUUCAAGCCCCUCCUUGAGGAGGUGGAGAGAUAUCUUCUGGGGCACAAGAUCAUCUCCAUCUCUAUUCCAAGCCAGCAAAGCCAGCUCAUAGAGCAUGGAACUAUUGGGCUAGCACUACUUUGCAAGCAAGGAUUCUUGGUUCUCUUUGAUUCCCUGACAACUGCAACUGAAGGUGAUGGAAGUGUUGUUGAGAUGAGAAGGAACGUGCAGAAGAUUGUCGAAGUAAGAAGUGAGCCAAGACUUCGAGUUGGCUUUGCUGGGGAAGUAGCUGUGUGUCGUCAACUCAUCAAGCUUUUGCAAGUGAAGCUGAGCAAGAAGGAGUUGACACAUUGUGAUGCCGUCAAGUUCAUGAUGAAGAAAGCAAACCUGUUCUCAAGCACAGAUGGCAACUUCAGUGCAUCUUUCUUCAUCUACGAUGAGAAGACACUAGUGAUGAUCAAGGAUGAAGGCAACGGAUUUAAGGCAACAGCGCUUACGAAGGAGCAAUCAGUGUUGGUCAUUGGUUCCGGAGCACGACAAGCACGAAUGAUUCUUGCACAGCCGGUUCAAGGACAGAACCAUGGGGAAGCAGCAAGUGUGGGAGAAGCUCUUUCUUUGGGUCUCGACGCCUUUGCUCAAGCUUGUGUUGAGAAUCCAGAAUGUGGAGGGGAUUUGUGCGUCAUUGACGGCAGCAGAAACAUCGACUUUGGUGGAAUGGAGUUCAAGAAGGCACUUGAAAGAGCAGAGUCGGAUAACGUUUCCUUCCAGUAUGCGAGGCGAGGAGUGCAAAGAAACGCGAUGAACAUCAAUAUUGCAUUGUUUGGCAAACAGCAGAAAGCUGCUUCGGCCAGGGAUUUUUCUGCGGAAAAUGUCCAGAGCGUCAAAGAACAAGAAAAGGGACACAACCGAGGUGGUGCCACUCAUUGCUUCCAAGAGUUCAACCAGCAUCAGAGGAGCAUCACCAGCAGCCAAAACAUCGACUCACGUGAAUUGAAAUCUACCAAAGCUGUGGAUGUGCUAGUAAUGGUUCAAAACCGAGGAGUCUAUACGCUCGCCACUCAUCGCUUCCAAGUCAAUUACAAAACAAGGGAGUUCAGCAAGCACCAGAGGAUCAUCUGGUUCUCAAAAAAGUGUUGCAUGAUUGUCUGGUUCUAGUGAGGUGAAAAGGCUACGUGUUGGAACUGUAUCUUCGAAGCAUUAAGGUCUAUUGAAAGUAAAAUGGAUGGAAGGUAUGAUGGAUUGGAAAUGUCAGAUCGCAGUUAGAAGAAGAGGAACAUAACCGUUAGUUCACCGAGAAGAAGAAGAUAAGUGUUAGUUAAGCUAGAAGAAGAGGAAGAUAACCAUUAGUUCCUCAGUUGCUUCUUUGUUUGUAUUUUUUACUGUCGGGUAAAGCUUUUGAGAUAUUUGCUUG
Messenger RNA from Selaginella moellendorffii, 2191 nucleotides. RefSeq lists its product as uncharacterized. The transcript is spliced from 15 exons. The coding region runs from base 28 to 1935 and encodes 635 amino acids. NCBI's taxonomy places the organism in Eukaryota, Viridiplantae, Streptophyta, Lycopodiopsida, Selaginellales, Selaginellaceae. Gene Ontology annotation, cellular component: proteasome core complex. The record is from RefSeq and is a predicted model, not a curated record.